This is a messenger RNA of Asparagus officinalis (garden asparagus), 648 nucleotides long. RefSeq lists its product as uncharacterized. The record is from RefSeq and is a predicted model, not a curated record. NCBI's taxonomy places the organism in Eukaryota, Viridiplantae, Streptophyta, Magnoliopsida, Asparagales, Asparagaceae. Bases 1 to 639 code for a protein of 212 amino acids. The transcript is spliced from 4 exons.
AUGAAACUGAAAUUUGAAGGGCUUUUAUGCAAAAAUGAGGGCUACCAUUUGAAGGGUUUCCGAUGCCUCCACGCCGAUCUCGACUUCCUAGGAGUCGAUCUCAUUCGCAGCCUAGCGAGGGAGAAGUUCCCGCAGCAUCCUCCCCUCCAGCAGCUUCCUUUAUUGGGGUCGAGUUCCCCGCGGGCAGCCUUCCUCCUCAUGCUAAUACUGGUUGUAGCCGGGAGGUCUUCUCUUCAGCUUCCAUCAGGCAGCGAGCUUCGAUCACAUGAGCAUUCUGUUGCGCAGCUGAUGGCUACCGUGGCGAGGAAGGAUACAGGUAGAGCCGAGUUACUCAGCUCUUUGGAUUCCGGCCGUGAGGAAGUGGCUAGAUUGAAGGAGGCCUUGAGGCACGCCGAGGAGUCCGUUACUCUUAUUGCAGAAGACCUGGCUGGAUUAGAGCGUUCUCGUGAACAGACGCUCGAGAAGCUGGGAUCUACACAGGAGAGAAUGAUGAAGCUGAAGAAUGAAGCUGCGAAGAUCUUAAGCAGUUCCGAAGACUCUGUCCGAGCUAGUCUGCAGGCAGAACUUGAGCAGAGCUAUGUAGACAGGCUUUCUAGUUUAGAGUCCUAUGUUCUUAGCCGUCAGUUGCCUUCGGGCUAAUGAGCUUUU